Messenger RNA from Trifolium pratense (red clover), 817 nucleotides. RefSeq names its product CASP-like protein 2D1. The coding region runs from base 142 to 705 and encodes 187 amino acids. The transcript is spliced from 3 exons. Lineage: Eukaryota; Viridiplantae; Streptophyta; Magnoliopsida; Fabales; Fabaceae. The record is from RefSeq and is a predicted model, not a curated record.
AACACCACUAACAUAACACUAUGAUGAUAACUCUCUCACACUCUCAUUACUCUAUAUAUAAAAUCACACUACCAAUUAAACUUUAAUACUUCUUCAUCUAAGCGUGCGAAACUCCUCAACCCAUUUCAUUGGUUAAAAAAAAUGAGAAGAUCAAAUAUUGAUGAUAGUACUUCAGAGAAAAAUCAAAUUUCCAUGCUUAAGAUUUUUGAUUCAUCUUUGAGGCUCAUUUCAGUUCCUCUAUCUGUGGCAACCAUAUGGAUUACUGUUACUAACAAGGAGGACAAUACUAGCUAUGGAGUGCUAAAAUAUAGCAACUUUUCUGGUCUCAAGUAUAUGGUUUUUGUGAGUGCUCUAUGUGCUGCUUAUGCUAUUGUUGCUGCAGUAUGCUCAUGGGUUAGAUUUCUAGUUACCAAAGCAUGGAUUUUCUUUAUAUCUGAUCAGGUUGUAGCCUAUUUAAUGGUAACAUCAAUUGCUGCAACAAUGGAGAUAUAUUACCUUGCUUAUAAUGGUGCAAAAGAAGAUUCUUGGAGUCAAGCCUGCAGUUCAUAUGGAAAAUUUUGCAGCAGAGUAAAGCUAGCUUUGAUCCUCCAUUUUAUUACUUUUGUAUGUUUCUUUAUUUUAGCAGUGAUUUCAGCUUUUAGAGCCUUCAUUGUGUUUGAUCCUCCAUCUGUCAUUUCUCAAGAUGUGGAUGAAGUUAGACAUUAAUUUGAUGCUUGGUUUUGUGGAGAUUGUUUUGAUGUUUGCUUGUAAUGUCUCAUACUUACCUCAUACUUUAUAUUUAUAGGGAAAACCAUAUUGCAUAUUAGUAGUAUAUUAA